Molecule: messenger RNA, 2336 nt
Organism: Amaranthus tricolor (Joseph's coat)
Lineage: Eukaryota; Viridiplantae; Streptophyta; Magnoliopsida; Caryophyllales; Amaranthaceae
Product: proline-rich receptor-like protein kinase PERK3
Exons: 10
Coding region: 1-2022 (673 amino acids)
Biological process (GO): protein phosphorylation
Molecular function (GO): protein kinase activity; ATP binding
Source: RefSeq, a predicted model, not a curated record
AUGACAAAUUUAAGCCUAAUUAUCAUCCUAAGUACACUAAUUAUCCUUCCAAAAACUUCAUUUAGUAAAGAUAUUGUUCCAAGAUAUGUACAAUAUGCUUGUCCAAAAGGUAAAUUUACAUACACUUCCGGCAGUACAUUUGAAUCAAACCUUACAAACAUUCUUCUAAACAUCCUCCCAACCAAAAUUUCGCCGGACGGCUUUUCGAAAUUCAGCGUCGGCGAGGAGAGCGUUGAUCAAAUCUACGCUUUAUCUUAUUGUCGAGGAGAUGUCACCGGCGGAGCUUGCCGAGGAUGUGUCGAGGCUGCUGCGAGAAGUGUCUUGCAGCGAUGUCGAUUGCUUAAGGAGGGGAUUGUUUGGUAUGAGGAGUGUACUUUGAGGUAUGCCAAUCGGAGUGAUAUGUUUUCUGUUCAAGACUUUGAGGUUACUCCCAAUCAUCGACACUAUAACUUUUCAGGAAUAUUCAGGUUUCUUGAGAAAGAGGAGACAAUUUUUGAUAGGUUGAUGAAUGGGCUUAUUGACGAGGCUUCUAAUGUAGCCUAUGUAGGAAAUCUUAGUGGUUUCGCGAAGGGAGAGUCCAACUUAUCGGGGUCUGAUUGGGUUUUGCGCGCCCUCGUACAAUGUAGGCAAGACAUUGUCGGAGUUAAUUGUGAACUAUGCUUAAGACAGGCGUUAAGGCAAAGGGAUGGUUGGAAUACUCCCAUGGUUUUCCUACCCAGUUGUUAUAUUCAGUUUGAUUUGUAUCCUUACGCACACCUUAGUCCCCAUUCUAAAGGGGAUGAUGGAAUUUCUAUUACAAUUAUAGCACUUGUGGUGAUUGUGGGUGGUUUGUUGUUAUGUUGCUCCAUUUAUCUCGUACUUCGCUAUUGCAAGCAGCGGGAGCAUUCUCAUCAAUCUCAAGAUCAUCCGAGGAAAUUUACAAUGUUGGAGUUGGUUUGGGCUACGACAUGUUUCGCAAGUAGGAAAAUUUUGGGUAGAGGAGGAUUUGGGAAUGUUUAUGAAGGAACCCUUUUUGAUGGUUCAAAAGUGGCAGUUAAAAGGCUGAAUGCUUACACAUCUUUGCAAGGUGACACUGAAUUUAACACAGAAGUUGCAGCCAUUGCAAAUCUGAACCAUCAUAACGUCGUUUCUUUAAAAGGUUAUUGCAGUUUUCUACGCGAGCGUAUUUUGGUUUACGAAUACGUGCCUAAUAAAACCUUGGAAUAUCAUUUACAUGGCUACGGUCAGAAAUUGUCCUGGGAAAAGAGAAUGGCAAUUGCAAUUAGCCUAGCAGAAGUUCUAGCGUUCCUGCAUGAGAAGGAGCCUGCAAUCAUACAUCGAGAUAUAAAGCCAACUAACAUUCUCAUCGAUUCUGAAUUUAAUCUCAAGGUUGGAGAUUUUGGAGUAGCCAAAGUAUUUCCAGAAAGCCGAACACACAUGACAACUAUAGUUAAGGGAUCAGAAGGCUACUUAGAUCCUUACUAUUUUGCAAGUCAGCAAUUGACAAGGAAGUCAGAUGUGUUUGCUUUUGGGGUUAUACUACUUGAGUUGAUCACUGGUCGGAGGGCAACUUUUCUUUUACAAGAUUCCACAGAGAAGAUACAUAUUAUGUACUGGGCUGAGCCAUUGAUUAAGGAAGGAUUAGAAGUAGGAAACUUUGAAGCUCUUGUGGACCAAAAUUUGACAAGUAUUUAUGACUGCGAUCAGAUGGAUCGAAUGGUCAUUUGUGCGGCAGCUUGUGUACGUAUUUCUCUGGAUCAAAGGCCAACAAUGACACAGGUUGCAGAAGUGUUGAAGGAAUCAAGCGUAUCAAAUGAAUUAUUCGGAGAAUUGAAGGAGAGAUUGCAGAGAUUAUGGCAAGCUGGACCCCAUAAAAGGAUCUCUUUUAGCAGUUCUUCAGAAAUAACGGUAGGACAAAUCAUGAAUGAUGAAUGUUCUAGAAGUGAAACUCCAACCACUAACUAUGGCUCCUGCUCCUUCCGAAACUUCGAUACCCCUGAUCUUUACAAUACAGCUUCACCUACUCACCCUUCCGCUGCUUAAAAGUGCGCAUUUUUUUUGGUUGUCUAUAGUGGGCGGAUAUGUGUAUAAAAGUCCUACCCACUAUGGAUAGUGGGAGUAUGAGGUCUUGACCGCCCAUAACUACCUACCAGUACCAGCUAAUAGUUGUCCGCCCUAUAUUUUUAUUGUACUAAUUUACAUUAAUUUUGUAUAUUUUUAUAAAAAAUUAUUGACAAAAAAUUAAGAACAUUAAUUUUAUUUUGUUACAUUAUAUAGUUAAAAAAAAUUAGAUAUACAACUAUUAAAUUUGUAAUUAUUUAUGAUGUAUAUAACGCGGACUUAAAUUAAAUAUAAGG